AUGCGUGUUCAAGGUUCUACUAUAACUCCAGAAAACAGCUAUGAUUUGGAAAUGGAGUAUACGGAUAUGAAUGACUCUGCCGUUCUUGUCAGUCCUCAUACAAGUACUCCUCCAAGUACUAUAGAUUUAACGCAAGAUGAAAACGAAAUGGGAUUCACUCGGAAUAUCGACCAAAUGGAAGUUGACUCCACUGAUAAUGAUUCCAAUGAUGAUGAUUCCAAUGAUGAAGUUUCCAAUGAUGAAGUUUCCUCCAAUGAUGAAGACUCCAAUGAUGAAGACUUCAAUGAUGAAGCUUCUUCCAAUGAAUUAGAAUGUCGAGAUGAAGCUUCGUUCAAUGAUUCUCAAGAUCGAGAUGAAGCUUCGUCCAAUGAAUCUGAAUGUCGAGAGCCAUAUAAAUAUGGUAAAGACUUGGCUGAAUAUGUUCCCGGGUUAUAUCGUUUGUUAGAUUUAUGUAAAGAUGAUGGGACGAAUGGAUUUGUAGAUAAAAUAACUAUCUCGAGGGAUUAUUUAGAGAAACUAUGCAACAAUUAUGUUCAAUCAAGUUUCAAGUCUAUUUCUGAAAUUGAUUUUGUGAAAUUAAAUGCAAUCUCGAUUCACCUUAUUGGAUGUUAUGGAAAUCACGCUUUAAUUGCCGGGCUCUUGAAGAAAAAAGAAAUUAUUGAUCAACAAAUUUAUGAAGCGCUUGUUGCAUCGAAUUCUUCUUCAGACAAUACAAAUAAAUCUACUUUACGUCCCGGUAUUUACUUGCUGGUUGUAAGUCACGAGUUGGGUUUGGUAAUCCAUUGGCCGGAAGUAGGAUGUUACGAGGAAAAUGCUUCCUCGCAAUGUAAAAAGAAUAUGACCAACCUUCAUAGAUAUCUGACAAAGCUUACUGACCAUCAGCUUUGUCUUAUGGACAGUAAAGAUUUGGAAAGUUUUGAUUGGAACUUGGACUGUUCCGACAAUUCUGAAAGGGACUCUGAUGACGAGAAUGGGUCACAUUAUAAAUUUGAGGUGAAAUUGAUUCAAGAAGAACAAGAAGACUUUAAACUCCAACCCGGCUUCAAGGUGGAUUUGCCUGAUAAAGUAAAGACCGAAAUAAAUAAUCUCGCUUAUGAUGAUAUAUCUUUGCAUCCUAUUGUCGUCGAAUCUUCUUCGGGUCGGUCGUUUGCUACUCGUCAACUAGCCUUUCGAUUAUGUACAUCCACCCCAACCAUUCCUCAAAAUGAAUUUGCUCGUGAAAUUCAAAAGAAAUUAAGGAAUCGAAUGUUACUUUUCGAUCGCGAAAAAAUGAACAUGAAAUCAUUAGAGAUUUUUAUCAAGCAUGGAUUAAGUAUGGAAGAUGAACUUCUAAGUAAUUUACGUAAUGCAAUUGCAGUUGCAAAGUUGCGAUUUGAAAAAAAGAAAGAUCAAGAAAGGAAUGCUAUAAAAAAGGAUUCUGAAUUGAUUUCGAAUAUGGCAUGGGAAAAAUUACGCGCUAGUUAUAGCCAAUUUGAACAGAUGCUUGAAUCCCCUUCACAAGAAAAUAUAAAUGACUAUGAUUUAGAAAGAAUUCGUUCUAAUUACCUUAAAAUCGAUGAACAAAUUGAUGGAAAGAUCGGAAUCAAUUCCAAAGCUUGGAUUAGACUGAAAAGAAGAUACUAUUUGAACAUGAUAAUUAUUGUUGAAGUAUUAACAAUGAUUAAAAAUAAUGGAAAUUCUAAUGAAAUUCUUACAGAAUCAGCAAUUGAUCUUUAUUAUACAAUAUUCAUGGAUGAUGAAAAUGAUGCGCAUAAGUUAAUAAGUAAAUACGGCGAGAGGUUAAGUUCGCUAGCUAAUAAUUUACCAACCUUUUUUGCUAAUAUCUCAUUCACUCCUGAAAAUAUUAUUCGCAUUGUUGCCGAUUCGAUCAAAAGAGCCAAUGAAACGUCAGAUAUCAAUUUCAUACAAGAAUUUAUGAAUUUAUCAUUCUUUGAUGGAUUUAAUGGGAUCAAAAAUAAAGUCGUGGGUGCCUUCUUUGAAGAAUAUCAAAAAUGGAGGAAAUCUGUUUUUCCGAGUAACAUUAAAGAUAUUCUGCCAAAAUCUUCUAUCAAUAAACAAGUGUUGGAAAAGUUAAAUUACGAAUUUGAAAAGGAAGUACUAGAAAUUCAAGCUCGUGAAUUUCAACGAAUUUGCGAUUUAUUAGAAGAAAAAUAUAAAAAUGGAUCUAUGCGAUUGAAAAUAAUUAAUAUAACAGAAUCUGAGAAUGGAUUUCGAUUCCAUCAUGAAAUUGAAGAAAUUCUGACGGAGCAACUACAUAUUACAAUUUAUGAAACUACUUUAGAGCAUUCAGAUACGCUUCGACUUCAGGAAGAUGAGUUCUAUGUUCCAAAUAUAGCUUUGAAGCGUGGAGAAGUUGCUUCAUUUCACCUCGAUCCCCGAGUUUAUGACAUUAGGAAAAUAUCUCAAUUUGAAAAUCGUAAAUUCCUUCUUGUGCUUUACAAUAAAAAAUCGCAAAAAAUUGAAAUUUUCCUUGACACUGCCGAGCGGUUGGCACAAAACUUUAAAUCAACGCAUUCAUUUAAACCAAUUAAAACGUUGAGUGUGGAUGAUAAAUUUCUUAUUGCAAUUAACGAUUCAAAGAAAUUAAUUGCAAUAUAUCAUAUAAAAAAAGCUGAGUUGGAUGUUUUUAAUUUUAUUGAGGGUCAAGCUUUAUAUCCACGAAAUCCGAAAAUCCAGUUAAAGCAUUGGUAUAAUAAUGAUGCUCCGACCAUUCAACAUUUCUUAUUCAUCAAUAGUACCGAAGAACUUUGUUUUGUUGAAAAAAGCGGACGUACACGUAUAUUCAAUCUUAUUAAUCAACAAUUUCGACCAACAACUUGUGAUCUUCCAUCUGAUGCCACCAAAGUUUUAAGUUCUCCCGAUGGCUCAUGUAUUGUAGCAUUCGUAAGAGAAAAAUCAGGACCUAAAACAGCAAACGUUGAUGAUCAUACUGAAAAUGAAUAUACCGAUAGUGAAGAUGAUGGCACGGAUGUUUUUACCAAUAAAACUAAAGAAAUAUGUCGUGCUUAUGUUUAUUUUUGUACAACUUUUGGAUAUUCAAACUUUAAAGUUAUUAACUUACCGCCCACUAUUCAAUCCUUGGAGUUCCUGCAAUUUAGUUGUAUAAAUAGACUACAAACCCAUUUGAUGUCACUUGAUUUAAAAAAUGGGCGUUUCGGCUCAUCAAUAGUUAAAAUUACGCUCGAAAAAACUCAAUAUCGUUUUCAAAAGCAAAAACAGACACUCGGAUCUGCGAGGUUAAUUGAUUCUAAUCACAAGUAUGCUCAUAUUGAAGGAAAGAAUACCCAUUUUCAAUCCGAUCAAAAUGUUCAAAGAGGAGAAUAUAUUGUUUUAAUGGGUGAAAGAUUCAAGGUGAUUGAUGUUAUUUCGGAUACAAAGUUACGAGUUACCGGCAAUUUUAAACCUACAAGCAAAUUUAAUAGUUGGACUGAAUUCCGUAUUGAACCGAAAACAAAACUUAAUGGUCUUAUCGAUGCCUAUAGAUUGAUGUUUGAGAAAUAUCCAGUUGAAAGUUAUGUUGAUCCCGAUCAAAAUCGUUCUCUCAAUUUGCAAAUCGUUCUCGAUAUUGAGGAUGAAGAUGUCGACAAAUACUGCGAGAAAUUUGAGGAUUACAUUAACGAAACUUUUGAAGGUUUAAAACGUUCUACAAAAAAGCCUACCUCAAUAUUAAAGAAAUUUUCCACAUCUGUAAUAACUUUCCAAGAGCUUCAUAUUGAGCAUUUGAAGAGAUAUUCAAAUUACAAAUUAGGAGAAUGGAUCAUUCAACUUUGUUGUUUAAUUCCAAUACAAAUUGCAAUAGCAAGAAAUAAUUUAUUUCAACCUCUUAGAGAUGGACUAUCUUCAAAUGAUAUAGUACAUGAUGAUGGUUCUAGUCAUCAUGUGGAUAGCAUAGCAAAGAAUAUUUCUUUUGGAUGGUAUGAAGGAAUAUUUAAGUAUUUUGGUGAUAAAAAAGUAAAAGUUGUCUCUAGUAUGGGUGAACAAUCUUGCGGAAAAUCAUUCAUGUUAAAUCAUCUUGUCGGAACUACCUUCGACGGCUCUGCAAUGCGAUGCGUUGAUGGAGUCUGGAUGUCAUUAGUUAACACCAAGGAAUAUAUUUAUGUUACACUCAAUUUUGAAGGGCUAAAUUUUCUCGAAAAAAGUUCUCAAGAAGAUAUGUUUUUAACACUUUUCAAUACGGUGAUAUCAAAUAUUAUACUCUUUAAGAAUCAAUUUGCAGUAAAUAAGGAUAUGUCUUCAAUGUUUCAAAGAUUUCAAGAUGGCGCAAUGUUAUUUGAUCCGGAUCCAAAAGUAUUUCAGGCAAGGCUUUGUAUCAUCAUAAAAGACGUGCCCAAGGCCGACAAAGAAGAUAUUGUUAGAGAAUUUCAGUCAAAGAUUUCUCAAUUGGUUUCUGAGGGGGGUAAAGAUAACUUUAUUUCAAGGAUGUACAAAGGAGGACUGGAUAUCAUUCCUUGGCCAAUGUUUAAUGAUGCUGGAUGGUUUAAAACCUUAUCUAACGUUAAUAAAGAUUUAGAGAAGCAGAAAGCAAAAUAUGAUAAUGCGCGAACCUUCUUGCAAAAUACAAAGUUGAUCAUGGCUAAAUUGAAGAUAUGUGAUUGGGGCUCGUUAGAUGAAAGCCUCAUACAAAUUCGCGUUGCAACAUUAAAAGGAUUACUAUCAAUAUCUGUUUCUUAUGGUUUAGAACAAAAAUCUCCUGAUGUUGAGCCUCUCAAAAACCACGAUACCGGAGAGCCAAUUGAAGACCCAAUGCAUAAAUUAUCCAAGAUCUUAUAUGACUUCGAAGGAUCUGAUGAUGACAUAUUACCAGAUACUGAUAUUCAAUUAUAUGAAGACAGCUCAUCUUUUGUCGAACUCUCUGAAGAUUUAAGAGAUUAUUUCGAAUCGAACGUUCAAUCACGACAAGAUUCUUCCGAUGACACGAAAUGGUUCUAUAAUUUAAGUAGAUUCUUUAGAUAUAUUGUUGAUCGUCGCGUUGCACGUGUCACUGAUUGGUAUAGGCAAAAUACUACCAAUUUCCCACAAGAUAACAGCGAUAUUGUUAACGGAAGGUUUGCAAUGAAGCAUGAAUUAGAUAACCUUGAGCGUUUUUGGACAUUGUGUGGAUUGACAUGCUAUCAAUGUGGCUUAAAAUGUGUUAAAAAUCGUGAACACGAAGAUGAACAUGAUUGUUUAACAGAUCAUAAGUGUCAUUUGUAUUGUCACUUUAGCGACCAACAUAACGUUAAAUUAAUUCCGUCAUGUAAUUACAAAGCUGGACAUGAAGGCAUACACAUUUGUAAUAAAUUAAAAGUUCAUCAAUUAUGUGGUCAAAAAUGUAGUCUUCACAAUAAGCGCAAUUGCCUAAAAGUUUGCGCAAAAAAAAAAGGACAUCAUGAUGAACAUCUAUGUCAAUCGACACGUCAUUUUUGUGAGGAAAGUUGUUCAUUGUCAACAAAAUCUCACAAAGGAGAAGCUUAUAAGUGUCCUAAUAAAUGUGUUAUUCCAUGUGAAGAUCAACACGAAAUACAUCGUUGUGAAGAUGAAACUUGUCCGAUUCAGGAUGAACAUCAAUGUCGUGAGUUAUGCGAAGAAUCUGGUAUAUGUAAGGUAGUAAUUGCCAAGCAAGGAGUUAAUAAAGAAUCAGAAAAAGAAUUGCUUACGAAGUAUGUUCAAUCAAGUGAAAGAUUAAAAUGCAUUAAAAAGAUUCCUCAAAAUGAAUUUAAGCAUCCCGGAAAACAUUCUCAUGAAGAAGAUGGUUUUCAUUUUUGUGACGCAAAGUGUCAAUUCUGCGAAUGUUUUUGCACAUUGCCUUAUGGACACACGCAACUUCAUGAUACAAAACAUGGAAAUAUGAUACAAAUCGACUUCAAUGAAGACGACGAAUAUGCGGGAUACAAAUCAAUUGGUAAUCAGGGAAAUUUUUAUUGUAAAGAUUUAGGAAGACAUCGACAUAUUGAUUAUUGCCAAAACGAAAAGGCUUGUAAAUCCGGAAAAUCUGGACAAGAUAUUCAGCAUAUUACUAACGAUAAACCUAAUCAUGAUAAACCGUUAGACUUCAUUUCUCAUAGAUUAUUCUGGGAACGUACAGGUUUUAAAGAUCCUUAUUCUGUUCAAGAACAACAAGAAUUUGCAAAAUGUGAUCACGAAUGUUCCGAUGAAAAACAUUCUCAAGGAUCUACGAGCACUCCAAUUAAAUCAUUUUGUGAAUUACCACUUUUCCAUGCUCCAUUCGAUCCAAGCUCAAACCCUCCAAAUAACUAUGGACAUAUAUCUUCAGACGGGCAUUAUUAUAAUUGUGAAAAUCCAGAUACACGAGAAGCUGCCGCUUUUCAUAUCGUUUUUGUCUUAGAUCGAUCUGAAUCUAUGAGUUAUAAUGAUAUUAAGCCUUCACAUUGGUCUUCUAUUUUUAAGGAAAUGAAAGCAAAUCAUAAUAAUAGACUCGGUGCAGCUUACAAUGCGGUAUAUCAAUUUAUGGAAACACGUCUUACUUCUACUCAAGAUAAUCAGAAUCAAUCGUCGCCUGUUUUACGUGAUAGUGUUUCAUUAAUUCUGUUCGAUCAUAACGUUAUCGUACCAUUUGAGAAUCGAAACUUGACAGAGUCGGGAGCUUUAUUGACUACAAUGCUUCAAUAUAAAACCGGUGGUGGAAAGAAUUUCGAUCUCGCAAUUAGGAAAGCUGGGGAUUUAAUCUAUUCUUAUUUUGAUCCUACAAAAACAAAUGUCAUAAUUCUCUUAUCUGAUGGCGAAUGUGGUAUUCCAACAAAUCAACUUAAAAUAUCGAUUAAUAACGAUUCACAAAGUCAAUCAUUAGAAGAAAUGGCAAGGAUUGCACAAUCUUAUCAUCCUCCAAAUACCUCAUCCGAUGCUUUACGUUGUCAAUUUGUCCGUACCACUAAUGAACCCAAUUUAGUUAAUCAUUUUACCAGUGUGGCGGAAAGUUUAAAGAAACAUACAUAA
Molecule: messenger RNA, 6933 nt
Organism: Funneliformis geosporum
Lineage: Eukaryota; Fungi; Glomeromycota; Glomeromycetes; Glomerales; Glomeraceae
Source: the annotation of a GenBank genome assembly